AACGGAGUUAUAGCUUUAUUGAGACCGUGAGAUCACCUCUUUCUUUGUUCUUCUUUUCUCCCUCGCAAUCAAACCUCCCUCCUGAUCUCUUUCCCGUCAUCAGAUUGAUUCUCUGCUGCUGAGAGUUUAGGUGGGAAAUCGAAGCAUGAGCUACCUGCUGACGACACUGACGAAGAAGGAAGAGGUGGAUUCGAUCAUCAGAUCCACCAUCGACAAAGUCCUCGUCCUCCGCUUCGGCCGCGCUUCCGAUUCCACAUCUCUUCUUCUCGACGACGUUCUCGCCAAGUCAUCCCGAGACGUCUCCAAGUUCGCCACCGUCGCUCUCGUCGAUGUCGAUUCCGACGACGUUCAGGUCUACCUCCAUUACUUCGACAUAACUCUCAUUCCCUCCACCGUCUUCUUCUUCAACGCCCACCACAUGAAGAUGGAUUCCGGAACUGCCGAUCACACCAAGUGGAUCGGCGCCUUUCGGACUAAGCAGGACUUCAUUGAUGUCGUUGAGGCCAUUUUCAGAGGAGCCAUGAAAGGGAAGCUCAUUGUCAACUGCCCCUUGCCGCCGGAGCGAAUUCCGAAGUACCAGUUGUACUUUAAGGAUGUCUAGAACUGCCAAUACCUGUCAGAUUAUGUGGAUUGGGAUGUUGGAAGAAGAGCCUCCUCUUCAUAGAGAGAGGCAUGCUUUACUCUCUUUUGCCCUGAGUCAUUUCAAUUCUUGGCUAAAUGUUCUUUAUUGAGAGUGUGUAUCUGUUGAUCACUGGGGAGCUAGAGCAUCCUUUCCUAGAUCUCAUGUGUCAGCUAUGAGGCUAUCGGGUUUAAUCCAUUCACUACCACAAAUGUAUGCAAGUUGGCAUUUUGUUUCGUUUGAUUAAGGUUUAUACUUUUAAUCUGCCUGAAUAUUUGUGAAUCUAUUCAGUAUUCAGUUGUUUUAUAAAGAUGUGUAGAAGAGGUUGGCA
Fragaria vesca subsp. vesca is the source of this 950-nucleotide messenger RNA. Its product is annotated as thioredoxin-like protein 4B-like. The record is from RefSeq and is a predicted model, not a curated record. Gene Ontology annotation, cellular component: U5 snRNP; U4/U6 x U5 tri-snRNP complex; spliceosomal complex. Gene Ontology annotation, biological process: mRNA splicing, via spliceosome. The coding region runs from base 146 to 601 and encodes 151 amino acids. The transcript has a single exon. NCBI's taxonomy places the organism in Eukaryota, Viridiplantae, Streptophyta, Magnoliopsida, Rosales, Rosaceae.